AUGUCCGUGCUGCCUUUUGGGGACCAGAUCGCAGUGUGCGCCAAGUGCCAGCAAGCCCCUGGGGGCAGCCAGUACAGGCUGGAGUGCCCGGGAGGGGCAGAGGAACAGCUGCAGCCCCAAGCUGUAAACAGGUCGAGCGGCUGCAGGUAUAAAAGCUGGAGCCCCUGCAGCCUCUCAGCACCUCGGCCUGACUCGCCUCUCCGGAGUCCUCCAAGGAAGCCGGGCAAAGGAGCAGGUUCCAGAAGGCUCCACCACCCCGUGAACUUCGGAGAGGGCCUAGCCUCUGAAAUAGCUGCUCUGCCACGAGCCCCAGAACCCAACCCGCCCUGGGGACAGCAACCCGAGAGCUCCGCGGGUCACAAGUGGACAACACCUCAAAGUGGCCAGCUACCAAGAGGCAGGGCUCAGACGCAUCUUCCUCGGGGCCUGGGCACAGAGGCCUCUCAAAGGCCGGGGCCCCAGGGUGCUGGACAGCCGGGGGUGCCUGGUCUGGGUGCCUGGGGUCCCCACUCUAGGGCCAGGAGCUGGCACCAGGCAGGGUCCAGGCAGAGCGCCCUCUCCUGCUCAGCACACUUGCCAAGCCGGCUCCCUGUCCCCUGCAGGGCCAGGAUGGACGAGGACUUCUCCUCCCAGUUAAAGAUGAUGGCCUCGGGCAUGGGCACAUCCCUGUCAGACAAGGACAUAGACCUGCUGCCCACCGACAUGAGACACCAUGGCUCCUUCGACUACAUCAAGUUCUUCGAGUACAUGAAGAAGUUCCAGGCCUCAGGGCAGCUAGAGAGUGUCAUCCACAAGGCCUUCCAGACCCUCGACAAGGACAAGAAUGGCUUCAUAGAGUGGAAUGAGAUCAAGUACAUCCUGUCCACCAUCCCCAGCAGUGGGCCGACUGCCCCACUGACGGACGAGGAAGCUGAGGCCAUGAUCCAUGCAGCUGACAUGGACGAGAACAGGAGGAUUGACUUCGAAGAAUUUUCUGAAUUGAUCAAAAAGGAGAAAAUUCCAAAGAAGUAG
Messenger RNA from Hippopotamus amphibius kiboko, 1011 nucleotides. It is a transcript of the gene PVALEF, whose product is annotated as parvalbumin like EF-hand containing. The record is from RefSeq and is a predicted model, not a curated record. Gene Ontology annotation, molecular function: calcium ion binding. Gene Ontology annotation, cellular component: nucleus; cytoplasm. NCBI's taxonomy places the organism in Eukaryota, Metazoa, Chordata, Mammalia, Artiodactyla, Hippopotamidae.